Messenger RNA from Xyrichtys novacula (pearly razorfish), 11370 nucleotides. The record is from the annotation of a GenBank genome assembly. Lineage: Eukaryota; Metazoa; Chordata; Actinopteri; Labriformes; Labridae.
AUGAGUGUUGUCAGAGAAUUACACGGGAUCGGGUUCAGGGGCGGCGGUGGGGUUGUGGCCUCUCUGAGCAGCCCUACCCACUUUACCGAGGAUGCCCCGCGACCCCCUGUUCCUGGUGAGGAGGGAUCUGAUGUGGACCCCCCGGUCCAGUCAGCUAACACCCGUCCAAACACCCUUUCCCAAACAGUCGGCUAUCCUGCGUCAUCCUCAUUAUCUAAAAUGGGGGAUCCAACCAGCUACACACCCUCCUCAUCGUCAGCGACCCCGCGGCGCCCCGAUCUGGACUUGGGGUACGAACCCGAGGGCUCGGCGUCACCGACUCCACCUUACCUGAAGUGGGCAGAGUCUCUCCACUCUCUCCUCGACGACCAGGAGGGCAUCCAGCUGUUCCGUAACUUCCUGUGUCAGGAAGGGUGUGCGGACCUUCUCGACUUCUGGUUCGCCUGCUCGGGGUUCAGGAAGACGAGCCAGGAGAGGAGGGCGAAGCUGGCCAAGGUCAUCUACAGGAAGUACAUCGUAGACGGAAGUGGGAUUGUCUCGAAGCAGAUCAAAGCGGCCACGAAGAGCUUCAUCAGAGACUGUGUAGGAAAACCACAUCCAGACCCUGCUAUGUUUGAACAGGUAAUAAAAUCCCUCAUUUAGUGUGUGUGUGUGUGUGUGUGUGUGUGUGUGUGUGUGUGUGUGUGUGUGCGCUCCUAAUGAGCGGUGUAUUGUUUGAUUACACAGCGAUUUGUCAGUCUUUGUUUUUACCGUCUCUGCUCUGAAAUUAGGUCUUCUUCUCCAGCCAGGCGUAGAUUGAAACUUUCGGCUACAGCCAAUGGCGGACCUCACUUCUGUGCAGAGACGCCGUUAAGAAACUGAAACCGAACUGUCUCAUUUACGACACGAAAAAGUACCACAGUUAAAUUUGUGGCGGCGGCGCUGAGCCGUCUGAUGACUGAUAAAUGUGACCUUUGGACAGGCGAGACGGUCGAGAAAGUGCGGUUGUUUGAGAAGACGUCCACUUCUGUCGUAGAGGAGGUUGUAUUCAUGUGUGUGUACAGAAGAUUUCCCUCCAAAGAAAGGCAGCACAGCAGCAGUUAUUGUCGGCUCAGGGCUGCUGAUGAACCUGCCAUCAUCAUUCAUAGCAGGAAUGCUGUUUCCCCAUUGGAAAGAAUCUUUAGGGGGCAGGAACUAUGGCCCAGGAUCUAUAACUGGACCUGGCUUUUCCUGAAUUUGAAAUACAGUUAUAGUUCCUGGGUACUCCUGUGGCCUAAAACCUCCCUGUGUGUCUCCCUGUUUUAGACUGUUUUCAGGUUGAAGUUGUAUUUUUCAAGGUUUGCUGCUUUACUAAGUCCAAGAAGUGAAGCUUUAGUUUAAGGUUUAUGUCAUUCACCCUCUCACCCACCUGGCUGCUCCAUAUGUGUGUCUUUACCGUUGUAGUUCCUCGGGCAUCAAAAGAGAAACAACACAGACUGAGGUUACAUAAUCACCACAAUGAACCAAUUAGGACGGUUCAAUUUUCUCUGCAGUGAAUCUUUUCUGUUUGUUUCUCUCUGACGCUCUUAUACUGAAGGUUUUUAAGUCGACACUGAAACAUCAGUACGUACAUUUUAAUCCGUUCGCUCACCGCAGCCAAUCACAGCCUGUUAAAACCUCGGAAAAUCACCCAUUGCUGUCAGUUUGUGCAUGACGCACCUUUCUGUUUCUCCCCGGAUCAAGACUGGAUAAAUGCAGUAUAUUUUAAUUACUACAACAAAAGGAGCGCGUUAAUAAUACAGUUAUACUGUUGGGUUUUUAAGUCUUAUCAUCUGCAUCCAGGUCAAAUGCUUGUAUUACUCUGUGUCUGACACCUGCGAAUAUAAACAGAGAGAGUGAUGUAUUUCUCAGUAAACAUUACUAUAGGGCUGGGCGAUAAACUGAAAAUUCACCGAUACUGAAAUUUACGACAAUAACCGACAUCAUUUUGUCCAUAUCGGUAUUUUCAGUGUCAAAAAAAUAAAUAAAUCAAAGUUGUUUUUGGAUGUGUGUAGGUAGGCUAUGGUCUCAUGUCCCUUUAAGACGCUGUCCUACGUCAGAGACGGGACUCCACCCCAUCCAGUCUGUAACAAAGAGGGAAAGACAGGUGAGGAGAUGGAGGACGGUUCAAAAGUUGGAGCGGCUGAAGUAGACGAAGUUAAUGUGGGAGGGGGUGAACAGGUGGUGGAGUAGUUAUCGUCCAUUUACUGUUAUUGAGAUGAACUGAUCAAUAUAUCUUGAUAUUGAUUUGAGGACAUAUCGCCCAAGCCCUACAUUACUAACACGUAAAUUCAAAUUCAAGUCAUGUGAGGCUAAACUCCUCGCCGUCUUCUUCUGCAUAUAAUUUUCACAUGACUCUGAUGGACAUUCACUCCGAGUUCAAACACCCGCAGUGGUCCUCUUGAUUUAACACGUUCAUCAAACACACAGACACAAACUCUGUCUGUACAGCGGUCAGUUUUAACACUCUGACUUUUGUCCUCCGUCACCAUCAAAAAAAGGUUCUGAAAGGGAAAUCAAACAUUUGAAUUAUUAAAGGAUACCAACUCCAGUUCGAUCCACCUCAGCUAAAAGUCUGAAAUGAAGGACAAGCAAAUUAAAAGGCCAAAUCCAUCAGAUUUCAUGAGUCAACGUCUCAGUCUCCUGGAAAACACAACUCAAAAACUCCUCGUUAACAUCGAUAAAUACACCAAAUGAUUCCCCCAAACAGGUAAUACCCGUGAUCGCCGUCCUCCGGGGCGCAGAUGUCCACAUAAAAGUAAUCCCCAAGAUAUCAAAAACAGUUAAUCAAGUUCAAAAAGGAUUGAUUGAUCAAUAAAAAUCUCUGGUAGUUAAAAAAGAAGAAAUCAAAUCAGAAAAAUCUCACAAAUCUGAAGCGCGGCUCCUCUGUUCUCCUCUGAGCGUCUGCAAAACCGCGGAACACCAGCCGGUGAAUUCUUUUUUUAAUUCACUUAUUUUCAGGCAACAAGACGGUCCGAGGCCUUUCCUCAUCUUUCCUCCCCACGACACAUCCUGCCUCAUAUAACCUUUUCUUAAUAUUAAUAAUUGUCCCCAAAUAUCACCUGACGUUACAGGGAAUCAUUAACUGGACACCAACAACCAAGAAAACAUCUUUCUUUCUUUUGACGCCGUCACAUGUUCUCAGAGAGUCAGAGACAUUUAUCAACAAGAGAGUGAUGCGGGUCCUGUAGCAUCACGAUUGUACACGCGCUCAUGGCGGCUCAAAUCGCUGUUUCCUGGAGUGUGUGUUAAGGUUGUCAAAAGCUGUUUGGAUAGAAUCAAGAGUAUUAAAAUGUAUCUGAAAAAAUCAGACUUACACUCAGCCUCACAGCGAAUGUGAGAGACAGAGAGAGGGCAGCGUGUGUCACGAAUACAAACCAAAGAGGAGAGGAAAUAAGACGCUUUGUUAUUGUUAGGCAGUGGUUCUGCUUCUUUAAGUCCGCUCUGUUGGCUGUGAGAUGAAAGUGAGACAUAGUGAGAACAUCAGAACGUACCUGCAGAGGACCGAUCCCACCGCACACUGUUGGGAUUAACUGGGAUGACUGGGAGGGAAUAUUCUGACAUGAAUGCUGCGUAUCAGCAGAGAAUCACCUCUGUCCACAUUAAUGUUGAAAAGCAGGACUGUGCUGUUUAACGUUGAGCAGGAGUCGGUAACAGAUUUCAUGCAGACUGAUGCAAAGGUUAUGGUUUGAUUUCUCACCAAGAGGAAUUGUGGGAAGUGGAGUCAGCAUUCAGAGGCUUUCGGUAACGCGUUUGGUUUUGACUUUGUGUGUUUGCUCCAGGCUCAGACGGAGAUCCAGGCCAUGAUGGAGGAGAACACCUACCCUCUGUUUCUCAAGUCGGAUCUGUACCUGGAGUACACGCGGACAGGAGGGGAGAGCCCCAAGCCCAAUCCCAGCGAUCAGAGCCCUUCAUCGGGUCCAGCCAAGCCUGUGCCUGGGUACUUGCCCACACUCGCCGAGGAUGAGGAGUGGAGGUGAGAAAAUGAUGACGGUAGAAAAGCGCCAUAAAUCCAAAGAAGAGCAGACUAUGAUUUGCACUCGGAAAAUCCGUAAUUCUCAACUUGUAAAUGUGCAUAUCAGAAUUUUUGCACUUCCAACUUCAGAUCUGCACGUCAGGAUUUGUAUCUGCUACUUCCUAUCUGCUCGCUCAGUUGCGUCAUCCUCCUUGCGUGAUUUUUGGCACGAUUCUCACGGUUAAAUGUGAGAAACAAAGUGCACUCACAGACCUUGCUCUACCACUUGCAUCCAGUGGGUGGCAGCGUGGUACUAAGUCUAUGAAGGCGACCAGAGCCGCGCUGGUCCUCCUAUCAGUUUUGUCCCAGUGGAUUUGCCGUAAUUUGCCAUCCAAGAUCAGAGGAAAGGAUCGCAGCAAAACAAGACAGUUAAUGGAUCAGAUAAAAGAAAUCAUGUUGUUGACAAGAGAACGUCAUAUUCAACUGAUCCGUUAGUUGUUGCAGCUCUAAGAAGUUGUUUACAAAACAGAUUAAAAAAGAUGAAUUUGGAUGCAGAUUCGUUUCAAUUUCUCUUAUUCUCUCACUUUCACUUGUGGAGUUUAACUUGACCAGUUAAACAGUUAAAAAAAAGCUUCCAACUCUGGCAAAAACGCAAUAUUAGAGGGAAAAUUUCAAAAUCACUUGCAAUCCUGUACAAAUUGAGAAAAGUAUUGAAUUCCAAGGCUUUGCAUUUGUUCUACUACUCAUUGAUUAGCCCCUAUAUAUCUUACUGUGUGGAACUGUGGGGAUCCACCUUUAAAAACACUAUAAAUUCAAUAAUAAAACUGGAAAAAGGAGUUAUACAUAUUAUCAAUAAGACUGAUCACUUUGAUCACACGGAGCCACUUUUUCUAAAUUCUCAUGUUAUGAAAUUUUAUGAUCUGUUUUAUUAUAAAAUAAUGCAAAUAAUGUUUAGAGCAAACCAAAAACGCUCCCUGACUCGAUACAGAGGUUCUUUUCAAUUCAGGACGGUCCGUAUAAUCUCAGAGGUGUUCGCAAAUUUACUGUACAAAAAGCUAAGAAAGGAGAAAAGGAGACGUGUCUGCAUUACUGGAGUUAAACUCUGGAAUGAUUCAUAAAUCUAAAACAUGUCGUUCUUUUUUUUGGUUUUUUAAAUAAAUAGUUUGUAAAGCUGUUUUUGAAGCUUAUAAGUGUGAUUAAUUAUCUGUUGUUGUGGUUUCUUUGCUUUUCUGGAGGUCGGUAGCCUAAAAAGUUGACAACACAGGAUAGUUCUGUAUAAGCAGUCUGAAUCUGCCUUUUCUGUCAAUAUUCAACACGUGAUUCUUAAUUUAGUGAUUUUGUGUGAAAUGUCAAUAUUGUGUACAAUAUUUGGUGUUGUCGUGACUGAAUAAACAACGACUACUACUACUACAAUAUUCACUAUGCCACUACAACAACAACUUGACACGGCUCCCCUCACACAAGACCACAGUGUUUCUGCCAAAAUGCCCAAAACUGACUGCAAAAAAUGUGGGUCAACCAUGCCGGUGCAUGUUCUGCUAGUCAAGGGACACAACAGGUUCACUCUUUUAUUAACAAACCUAUAAUGAUGAUAGAAACAUGUACUAAGUACUUUUGUUUACAAAGCAUUCUAUUAUCAUUCUGUUAUUCAUUAUCUUGUAAUGAGGUGUUAAUGGCGACUUGCUGUGUUAUACUUUUUAACGUUAGGGAUCUUAAACAGAUACAUUAAUGGCCUUGUGUGUCUUGGAUAGCAAAAUACGGCAAAUCCACUGGGACAAAACUGAUAGGAGGACCAGCGCGGCUCUGGUCGCCUUCAUAGACUUAGUACCGCACUGCCACCCACUGGAGGCAAGUGGUAGAGCAAGGUCUGCGAGCGCACUUUGUUUCUCAUAUUCAACCGGGAGAAUCGUACCAAAAAUCAUGUGAGGAGGAUGACGUAACUGAGCGAGCAGAUAGGAAGUAGCAAGUUGAGAAUUAUGGAUUUUCCAAGUGCAAAUCAUAGUCUGCUCUUCUUUGGAUUUAUGGCACUUUUCUACCUUCAUAGAAAAUGAGUCACUGAUUCAACAGAGAAGAUGUCUCGAACGACGCUCUCUCUCUGAUAAUGUGCGAAACGAUAAACGCUCCCAAUGACUGACUGACAGAUUCAACUUGUUCUGAUCUCAGGUGUGGAGGAGGCGGGAAGGAAGCGGAGGAGGACAAGGAUGAGGAGGAGUGUGGAGACACACCAGCUGGGAGGCUGACUCACAGCCUGCUGAUGCAGACGGCGCCGCAGAGAGCCUCAGCGAACAGGAGGAGGCAGGAGAGCAGGGAGUACAGGUGUGUGUGUAUGUGAGGGAGGACGGUCAUGUCCCGGAUGUGUCCUCUCUAGACUGACAGCAGAGAACUGAAAUAAGAGGUCCCUGAAAAAUGACAGAAUGUGGUUAUAUGUAGGGCUUGGCGACAAAGCGAUAAUGAUAUAUUUCAAAACUUAAUUUCCCUCGAUAUCGAUAUAAAACAUGGUCAAUAUGCUUUUUGAUAGUCGUCAUUCUGCCAUGUUUAGGUAGACUAUAUGAAAAGGGGAGUCGCUCCGGGUCCGCCCUGCGCUGAACCGACCAUUCAGUCCGUAAAAGACAUGCUACCAAUAAGCACUGGUAAACUUCAUUUAAGAGUAACGGAACAUUUAAGAUUGACAAGUGAUGUUUUUAAUUUCGUGAUAUUUAUUGAUAUCGACUGUAAUGAAAAAAAACCAGCCCUAGUUAUAUGUGAAAACUGAAAUGUAUGGUCAGGGAGGUGUGUGAGGUCAUUUUAAAAAUCAGAUUAAUCAUGAGUGAAGGCGGCAAUACUUUGAAUAUUAAGUUUAGAUGUUUAUUCAUUUAUUUAUGGUGAAUUCUGGUCCACGUGCACGGGUAGAGACAAUGUGAGAGAGCCUUAUUUCAAUGGAAGUAAGACUGAGUGAUUAUGUGAUCGUGAUAAAUUUCAGUUCGAUCACAGUGAUCAGCUGUGUGCUUAUGUACUCCAUCAAAAAUGUGCGUGACAGCAGCCAAUCAGAGUCGAGCUUUUCCUAAAUGCGGAGCCAACUAGAUGUCGGCCACGACUUUGAGUCAUCCUCCGAAGACGUUAUUGGUGAGAAGUAAAGUUGUUCAAUGUCGGUUGUGUGGCAGUGGUUCAGGUAUCUCUAAACUGAUAUCGAGGAAUUACGCCGAGGAAGUAAAGGAAGAGGAAGUAAAGUUCUCUCAAAGUUAUUAACUCACAGUUAAACCAUAAAUAUCUGGAUUGAAACUAAAGCGACUGAAUUAGAAACUCAGGGAAGUCUGUGGACCGGAAAAACCCUCCAGCUUUUUCAAACUUUGAAGGUGCGCCUCGUCAUAACUGUCCCUAUGCUCCUUCUCCUCCUCCUCAGAACAUGGCGUGAACCUGUCAACCCGUACUACGCCAACAUGGGCUACGCUCGCGCUCCAGCGACGAGUGCCAAUGACAGCGAGCAGCAGAGCAUGUCAAGUGACGCAGACACACUGUCACUGACCGACAGCAGUGUGUAAGUCCACAUACUACCGUCUAAACGUCUACGAUCACAGCGCUGUUUUGUUUUCUAAACGUUUACUGCUGUGUUUGUCUGCAGAGAUGGUAUUCCUCCAUACAGAUAUCGGAAGCAGCAUCGCAAGGAGAUGCAUGAAAGUGCCAAAGCUAAUGGACGUGUGCCCCUACCUCAUAUACCUGUGAGUUUUUCAGAGAUGUUUAGUCACACGAGCUGAUGACAUGAUGCAGCAGAAAAACUCAUCGAAUGGUUUUCAUACUUCAUCUCAAACAUGGUAAUAAAGUAGAUGCCGUCCAGCCCUUAUGACUAAAUGUGCAUGUUGUUGUUUUCCUCCCUUUGUUUGUGUCUGCACACAGCGCACGUACCGCAUGCCAAAGGACAUCCACGUAAAGCCUGAGAGGUUUGCAGCAGAGCUCAUCAGCAAGCUGGAGACGGUUCUCAGAGAGAGGGAGGCUCAGGAAAGACUUGAAGAGAGGCUGAAGAGAGUACGACUGGUGAGUGCGUCCUGCUGCGCUGCUCCAGGAACGCGUCAUUAAGAAUGAUUUGAGCUAUUCUGAGUUAAAACUGUUUGGUACAGUCGGCAAAUGAUCAGGCGCCGAUGUUACCGGAGUAUGACCUGCGAACUGACUCGUGGUGUUUACCUAUUAGAGGCUUUUUGCCGUAUUUGUUAUUGUAAGAUUGUCCUGCAGUGAGUCAGUUAUGGCAGGAUCACUAAAUGACAUUUUUAACAGCUUGUCUUCCUCGAUUCUGUCAGUUUUAUACCCAGAUCCAGAUCAGCCUUAGAUUUAGGAUAUAGACAGUGGGUAAGGUGUGGAAUUACAUCGUUGUCUUCAUUAGUAAAGGACGGGAAAUUAACGGACUUUGAAUCUAUGUCUGGAAAAUAAGGUCUAGGAAGACAUGAUGUGUACGGACCAGGGCCCGACCGAUUUUAGACCAUUUGAGACUGAUCGGUAAUUGGCCAAAACUCGCCGAUUGUCGCCAAUAAUUUCAGAAAUAGAAUGCGGAGAAAAAGAUUCAGUUUUACUUUGAAAAUGUUUCGCCAUUUGAAAAGUUACCCGACUUAUCCUGUAGAUGGCGCAGCGACUUCAUGACAAUCUUCAUCCACUAACCACUGCCAGUAUCGGCAUCGGCCCCAAAAACUCCAUAUUAGUCGGGCCCUAGUACGGACACACACAAAGAGAACACUGUUAUCAAAACGGGGUUAAAGGUCAGGUCACGAAAGAACAAUCUGGGGUUCGUCCCCUUCUGCACACCGUGAAUGAACGUGGUGGUUUCUGCGCACAGAGCAGUUUGUCCUUUCGAUGGUAAAAACUUGUUAAUCAAAGAUCAGACUCAUUAAAAACUUCGUCUCAAAGGUCGCCAAAAUAUCGCUGAAUAAAACCGUUUCUCCUCACUUCACCUGUAACCGUCCCUCUUAUCAAUAAUCGUCAUUGAUCGAAUCUAAUUGAUAUUUUUGUCUCCUUAUCCCAACAGGAAGAAGAGGGUGAUGAUGCUGACAUCUCCGUGACAACCUCCAUUUCUUCUCACAGCAUACCACUCCCCCUCCCCUCAUCGUUUCCACCGCUAUUCGGCGCCCGUUACUCAGAGACCACUGCUAACUCGGCAACGGUCGCCACAUACGGCGGCCUCGUUGCCAUGGAGGAUUCCCACGAUGACGACCCGGAGUCCAUCCUGGACGAACACGUGCAGCGCGUGAUGAAAACGCCAGGCUGCCAGUCGCCGGGGGCAACCAACAGCACCUUAGGGGGAGGUCGACAUUCUCCUCCCAAAUCAUCGCGCUCGCCCGACGGGGGGAUCGGACCUCCUCACUUCCCCCCACACCGAGGAGGCGGUCACACCCUGCCUCUCCCCGGGGUCAAAGGUAUGCAUCACCACAAGCAGCUGUAUCACCACAGAGGAAGAGAAGGCCAGGAGGAGGCGGGCUCCAGGUCUCAGACCAACUUCAUGUGGAACGGAGACCCGUCCGGCCAGUACGCAGGGAGGAGCCGUAACUAUGCCGACGGGGCCGGGGCCAGCACACUGGAGGGCAUGGGUUACAGGUGGGCUGCUGCUGCGGUUGAAUCCUCUCUCACGCCUCUUUGAAUUGACCCGACCUGAUGAGCGUCUGUGUUUCCUUUUCAUCCUGCAGCAGUAAAGGCAGCACGCUGUCACGGCGAGGUUGUAAGAAGGCGUCAGAGACAUCGGGUAAAGGCGAGGAGAGCGGGCGCAACGUGGAGGGCCAGGUGCCUCUGGAGGACCUAGAGAGGAACCAGAAGAUCCUGCAGUGGAUGAUGGAGGGCGACAGGCAGAGGAAGAGCUCACAUGGGUGAGGAAGGGGAGGGGGAGAUAUGGUUAAAGGAGUAGUUCACUGUUUUCAUCUCAUUCCAACACCUUCCGCUCAUCACGACUCUGGACACUAGGAUGACUUCUCGUACCCAGGUUUAAUGACAAUUGAAAGGGUGAAACUAAAGGAAAACAAAAAAUACAAGAAAGAAAUGACAUGAAUUAAAAUGAAUUAAAUGAUCCUUUAAAUGUAGAUCAGAACACAGAGAUAGACUCAGACAGUCUAUUUCACUCUGUCACAACCUGAAGUGCCAUUAUAAUCCGCACAGCGAAAAACAAUUACUCAAAAUGGCCACAAGAUGGCAGCAUAGGACCACAAAUGAAAAGCAUGACUCAGCGCUCACCUGCAUGCAGCCAAACAUAAUCAUACAUCUUUUUACACUCUUAACCAUGAACUUUUUAUCGCAGAAUAAACCACCAUGACAUGAUUCAACAUAAAAGAAAGCUACAAACCCACGACCUGAACCCUCUGCGAGACACGCCCCUGAAAUCCUGAGGGCCGUUUAGAGAGGGGCCCCCAGAGCCUGCGGUUUACCAAAAAGCUGAUAUCUCAGCCUCUGUAGCAGAAACAAACAAAAUUCAGAAAGUGUUUGAGAGCUUUCACAUGUGGCUUUCAAGAUGACUACCUUUUAUUUUUCUGAACCUUCAUCAGAUUUUUUAAAAACCUUAAACAAACUCAAAUGAAAUAAAACGGCUGUAUAAAUAAAAGUAAAGACUCUGUACUGGAGAAUAACAAACUAUUCGCCCUUAAACUGUUUGAGUUUUAAAUGUGAGACUGUUCUGUACUCCGUGGUUAAACCAGUCUCGCUCCUGUCCUCCCUCCAGCAGCAGCACCAGCAGCUCCAGGAGGACGGGAGCCAGCAGCGAGUCGCCGCGUCCAACAUCAGUGGAGCGGCCGGGAGCCGUGCACCCCUGGGUCUCCGCCCAGCUGCGUAACAACCCCUCCUCUGUUUCCCCCGCCCUCCCUGGCUCGGCGUCCACCCAGGUCCAGCCCUCGCACCCUUUCAUCCAGGACCCAGCUAUGCCCCCCAACCCGGCUCCCAACCCGCUCACCCAGCUGGAGGAGGCUAGGAGGAGGCUGGAGGAGGAGAGGAGGAGGAACGCACUACAGCAGGCCAAGCAGAGGUGAUUGAUUUAAAACGUGAAGAACACGUUUUCAGAGUUUAAACGUUCCUGUUUCUGUUCGAUUAAAGUUUGUUUGUUUUCUCUUAGGCAUAAGUCUGGUAAGCGCCAAGUGUGUGAGAACAUGACCGUGGCGUACUACUUCUGUGGAGAGCCAAUCCCUUACCGGACAUCAGUCAAAGGCCGGGUGGUGACUCUGGGCCAGUUCAAGGAGCUGCUUACCAAAAAGGGCCAUUACAGGUGAGACUACCUGAGCAGGUGAAAGCCAGGUCACGUUUCUCCUUUUCUUCUUCCUUCUCUCAAAUAAUCGAGCUUUUCUGGUUUGGCCUUCAGGUUCUACUUCAAGAAAGUGAGUGACGAGUUUGACUGCGGCGUUGUGUUCGAGGAGGUUCGUGACGAUGACGCCAUCUUGCCCAUCUUCGAGGAGAAGAUCAUCGGAAAGGUGGAGAAGGUGGACUGA